Phialemonium atrogriseum is the source of this 2077-nucleotide messenger RNA. Its product is annotated as mitochondrial matrix Mmp37-domain-containing protein. The record is from RefSeq and is a predicted model, not a curated record. The transcript is spliced from 2 exons. Gene Ontology annotation, cellular component: mitochondrion. The coding region runs from base 162 to 1808 and encodes 548 amino acids. Lineage: Eukaryota; Fungi; Ascomycota; Sordariomycetes; Cephalothecales; Cephalothecaceae. Gene Ontology annotation, molecular function: phosphatidate cytidylyltransferase activity. Gene Ontology annotation, biological process: cardiolipin biosynthetic process; CDP-diacylglycerol biosynthetic process.
CCCAUCUUUCAACAUUCUCACCCCAUCUCCACCACACAUGGAUCGCAAAGAAAGAUAACUCCUCUGCAGCGCCCGCUGCUUUUCCUCCCUCCACCCUAUCUUCUCCUUCUACCAUCCUCCCGCAAAAUCCACAAUUCUACCGCGCAUUCCAAGCCUUCGCAAUGGCAUCUCGCAUAGGCGCAGCCCGCAUGGGCUCGGCGGCCGUGCGAAGGCUCUCGACGAGAAACACCACGCCCUGCCCGUUCUCUGCUUAUCGGAUCUCCCUCCCUCCUCGUCACCUUCUUCUUCGAACUUUCGCAACCGACUCCAGCGGUUCCUCAAAUGACCUCCUCCCCAACAACCCGAAGGAACGCCCAAGGGAGAAGGCGGCGACCGGAUCAGCGGCGGAAACUGCUUCGAAUGACUCCAAGUCCCCCGAGGAUGCGGUGAGCGAGGCGUCAAGCGAUUCGGCCCGGUCCAGCAUAACUGCCAUGCAGGACGAUUGGGAGGUGCAUCCGAACUUCGACAUCGAGGGCUUCAACGAGCUCCCACAUGCCAACUUUGGAGUCAAUCAGCAUAUCCUGAUCAAUGCCGAGUUCAAGGAGGCCCUGCGACAGAUUCUCUGGCAGUUCCGGGCCCCCAUCCGAUACGCCUUUGCAUACGGCUCCGGCGUCUUCCCGCAGUCCAAGAGUGACGGGCGCGUCCCCACCGAGGCCGAGAUAAGGGCCAUACAUCCGAAGGCCCCGGCGGCGGUCCAGCGGGCACAGGAUGGGACGCCAAAGAUGAUCGACUUCAUCUUCGGCGUCACUUUCACCCAGCACUGGCACAGUCUGAAUCUCAACCAGCACAGAAACCACUAUUCCUUCCUCGGGAGCCUGGGCUCCGGUGCCGUCUCCACGGUGCAGGACCGGUGGGGCGCCGGCGUCUACUUCAAUCCCUACGUCGUGAUCAAUGGCAUCCUCGUCAAGUACGGCGUUGUCAACCUCGACACGCUAUGCAAGGACCUCUCCGAGUGGGACACGCUCUACCUGGCCGGCCGGCUGCACAAGCCCGUCAAGAUCCUCCGCGACGACGCUCGCGUCCGGCUGGCGAACCAGAUGAAUCUCCUCUCCGCCCUCCGCACGGCACUCCUGCUGCUCCCGCCCAAGUUCACGGAGCGGGAGCUCUACAGCACCAUCGCCAGCAUCUCGUACCUCGGCGACCCGCGCAUGUCCCUGCCGACGGAGAACCCGCGCAAGGUGGCCAACAUCGUGGGCAACAACCUGCCCAACUUCCGGCGGCUGUACGCGCCGCUGAUCGAGACGCUCCCCAACGUCGACUUUGACGACCCGGCCCACGGCGCGGACGGCUGGGUCGCCGACGCCGAGGCCAACCUCUCGCUCCAGCAGGACAUGGACCCGGUCAAGCGCGGCAACAUGGUCAGCCGGCUGCCCAAGUCGUUCCGGCAGCGGCUCUACUUCCAGUACCAGAAGAAGUUCGCCAUCCCGCAGGACGAGUUCGGCCGCAUGAUGGCCGAGUCGAGGGACGAGGACGCGACGUCGUUCAGGCGGCGCAAGGGCGGCGGGUUCGAGCGCCGCAUCGCCCAGGACGAGCCGGCGCACCUGCGCGAGUACGUCCGGAAGGUCAUCAAGCAGACGGUCAGCUGGCCGUCGGCGACGCAGAGCCUCAAGAGCGGUCUCACCGCGGGCGUCGGCAGGACGGCGAGGUACAUCGGCGAGAAGAUGGGGAAGUUCCGCGAGGGAAAGGCGCAGGGGAAGGCGCAGGCCGGUGAUGCUGCCCGGGAGAAGAAGUCGGAGGAGUCUGAGAAGUCUGACGAGAGGUCUUCGUAGGCUUUUCCCCCUCAUUCCCCUGCGGGGCGCAACAGGCAGACUGGCCUUUUUUUCCCUUUGUGUGUAUUUACCAGACAUUUUUUACCCUUUUUUUGCAUGUUAAGAUCAUCGCAUGGCGGGGCUGGGUGGCAUGGCAUGGCAUGGCAUCCAGGAAGGGGAGCCAUUAGACCCAAUAUGAAAGGCGUUUUGAGGGAGGCCCGGGGGGGGACCUAACUAACCUGGGGUACGGUAGAUAAGAUAAAUGGUUAAUAACUUCAGCUUUUGCUUAC